Blepharisma stoltei is the source of this 844-nucleotide messenger RNA. The record is from the annotation of a GenBank genome assembly. Lineage: Eukaryota; Ciliophora; Heterotrichea; Heterotrichida; Blepharismidae.
AUGAUAAUUUGAAUAAUAAUGGCAGGAGUUCUUGGCUCAGCUACACCAACAGCAAAGUUCAAGCUUGUGUUUUUAGGGGACAUUUAUACAGGGAAGACUUCAAUCAUCAACCGCUUUAUGAAUGAUACGUUUGAUGCGAAUUAUCAAGCUACAAUUGGCAUUGAUUUCUUAUCAAAAACCAUAUAUCAUGAAAACCAGGCCAUCAGACUACAGUUAUGGGACACUGCAGGACAAGAGAGAUUUCGAAGCUUAUACCAUUUUAGGAUAAUAAAUAACCAUAUGCAAAUCUUAUUAAUUUAUAUAAAAUAAAUAUGGCACAGUAUAUACUAUAUUAGAAUAAGUUUAAUAUUAUUACCUAAUUAUUAAUAAUAUUUCAGCCAUAUUUAUAUAUAUUUUUUAUAGCCAAUAUUUAAACUUGUGUAUCAUAAUUCCAAAUUAUAUAAGAGAUUCAUCAGUCGCUAUCAUUGUUUUUGAUGUGACCAAUAAACAAACAUUUUUAAGCAUUGACAGAUGGGUUCAAGAUGUCAGAAGCGAAAGGGGAAAAGAAGCAUUAAUUGUAAUCGCAGGGAAUAAAAUGGAUAAGGUCGAAGAAAGAAUUGUCAGCUAUGAAGAAGCUUCAGAAAAAGCAAAAGCCCAUGAAGGACUAUAUGUGGAAACGAGCGCCAAAACGGGGGAUAAUAUAAGCCAACUUUUUAAGCAGAUUGCGACGUCAUUGACGAAUGGGAAACCGACAGUCACAGCUCAGCCGAAUACACCAGAGCAAAGGAUUGUGUUGACGAAUCCUCCGCAAAAUCAGACUAAUGAAGCAGCAAGGGCUCAAGAUAAGAAAAAUUGUGCAUGCUAA